Molecule: messenger RNA, 1814 nt
Organism: Musa acuminata AAA Group (dessert banana)
Lineage: Eukaryota; Viridiplantae; Streptophyta; Magnoliopsida; Zingiberales; Musaceae
Product: trimethyltridecatetraene synthase-like
Exons: 2
Coding region: 139-1668 (509 amino acids)
Molecular function (GO): heme binding; monooxygenase activity; iron ion binding
Source: RefSeq, a predicted model, not a curated record
CAUUGCUCCAAGGGAUGGGAUGAAGAAAGAGCAGAGUAGAAAUCCAUACCCUUUCUGACUAUAAAAAUAGAGACCUCUCCACAUUGCAAGCCACCACCAACUCCUUCUUGUUCUCUUUGUUGGCUCCUGCGAUCACCGAUGGAUGUUCUGUCAUGGAGCAUAUGCCUGUGCAUGAUACUAGUUAGCGUGCUCCUGAUGGCUGUCGUCGGUCGGCGGCGUAAGCUCAACCUGCCGCCGGGACCGAGGCCGUGGCCCAUCAUCGGCAACCUCAACCUGAUCGGCUCGCUGCCACACCGGUCCCUGCACGCGCUUUCCCAAAAGUAUGGCCCCCUCAUGUACCUCCGCUUCGGCUCCUUCCCCGUCGUCGUCGGUUCCUCCGUGGAGACGGCCAGGUUCUUCCUCAAGACCCACGACAUCUGCUUCGUCUCCCGCCCCAAGACCGCCGCCGGGAAGUACACCACCUACAACUACUCCGACAUCACCUGGUCCCCGUACGGCGCCUACUGGCGGCAGGCGCGCAAGAUGUGCCUCUUGGAGCUGUUCAGCGCCAAGCGGCUGGAGUCGUACGAGUACAUACGGGUGGAGGAGGUGCGCGCGCUCCUCCAGGGCUUGUUCGAGUCCACCGGCGCGCCCGUCCUUCUCAAGGACCACCUCUCCACCGUCAGCCUCAACGUCAUCUGCCGCAUGGUGCUGGGGAAGAAGUACCUGGACCGGUCGGAGGCGGCGGCGAUCGUGUCGCCCGAGGAGUUCAAGCAGAUGCUGGACGAGCUGUUCCUGCUCAACGGGGUCAUGAACAUCGGCGACUCCAUUCCGUGGCUCGACUUCCUGGACCUGCAUGGCUACAUCAGGAGGAUGAAGAAGCUAAGCAAGAGGUUCGAUCGCUUCCUGGAGCACGUGCUGGACGAGCACAACCAGCGGCGGCGGCGCGAGGGGGACGAGUUCGUGGCCAGGGACAUGGUGGACGUGCUCCUGCAGCUCGCUGACGACCCCAACUUGGACGUCAAGCUCGAGAGGCAUGGCGUCAAGGCCUUCACUCAGGAUUUGAUCGCUGGCGGCACCGAGAGCUCCGCCGUGACCGUCGAAUGGGCCAUCUCCGAGCUGCUAAAGCACCCCGAGGUCUUGGAGAAGGCGACGGAGGAGCUGGACCGGGUGGUCGGUCGGGAGCGGUGGGUUGAGGAGAAGGAGGUGCACCGGCUGCCGUACGUGGAGGCCAUCGUCAAGGAGACGAUGAGGAUGCACCCGGUGGCGCCCAUGCUCGUCCCCCGCCUCUCCCGCGAGCACACCACCUUCGACGGCUACGACAUCCCCGCCGGGACGCGCGUGCUGGUAAACGUGUGGACCAUCGGCCGGGACCCCUCGAUCUGGGACGCCCCGGAGGAGUUCCGACCGGAGCGGUUCCUCGGCAGCCCCAUCGACGUGAAGGGGCACGACUUCCAGCUGCUGCCGUUCGGAGCCGGGCGGCGCAUGUGCCCCGGCUACAGCCUCGGCCUCAAGGUGAUCCAGCUGAGCCUGGCCAACCUGCUGCAUGGCUUCAAGUGGCGGCUGCCGCCGGGGACGAAGGCGGAGGACCUGAGCAUGGAGGAGAUCUUUGGGCUGUCGACGACCCGGAAGGUGCCGCUGCAGGCCGUCGCGGAGCCCAAGCUUCCCGCUCAUCUCUAUACCGCCUGACUGCCGCUGUGCCGCAUGGAGCAAGAAAGAUUCGAACUACUUCCUUCAUAGAUUACUAGUUUCAUUGUAGAUGGAAAACGAGAAUGAUAUGUGAGAGCUCAUCACCUACUAUUUCCCCAAUAAAAAGAUUAGAGCUUGUGUGUGAA